UUUGACAUUUGCAUCAAAACAUUCACUUACACAACAUAAUACGAGAAACUGAUCGUCGUAGAGAAGAUCUAAAGAAAUAAAGUUAAGUGAUGUUUCCAGUAAAUUUGUUUCCACUGCGUACGCUAUCGCCUGCGGCCGUUGGACAAUAUUUCACUUUAGUGCGUUCGUUAACAUGCGGAGUCAGUCGAUUAGGCAAGAAAGCGGAACAGCUGGAAAACGAGGAGCCUACUGCAGAAGACCUGCCGGUUACCUUCGUAGACGAUGAUGCAGAAUCAGCGGAAGAACGUGAAGCACGGAUAGCGAAAUUGCAGAACAAAUCACGCCUGCUACCACAGCAUCGAAACAUGUUGCAUGGUGUGCUUCCGUAUGAACAAUCGCAAUCUUGGAUACACGAAACCGUCAAAUACAAACGCAUGAUGCUCGGUCGGUAUGGCAUCGAUGGAAGCAGGGUGGAUCCACGUGUGUGCUUUCCCACUAAAAAAGAAACGUUCGAAAAAGAGGAAUACGAGCGUGUUGCAUUUCCAUUUAGUCUGAAGCAAAUGAUGGACGCAAAUGAAGCCGAGCGCAAGGCACGUAAGGCAGCGACAGAAGCACGUGAAGCGGAAGUUGCACGGAAGCUUGAAAAGCUUGACCAAUGGACAACCGAUCUGAAUGCACGCAUUGCGAAAAAGGAAGCAGAAGCACGCGCAGCAAAGGAACGGAAGGAUCGUCUAGUCGAGGAAGUUCGAAGACAUUUUGGAUUCAAGGUUGAUCCCCGUGACGAGCGCUUCCAGGAAAUGUUGGCGCUGAAGGAACGUGAAGAUCGCAAGAAGGUUAAGGAAGCGAAACGGAAGGAAAAGGAGGAAAAAAUGAUGGAAAAGUUGCAGAAAAAGACUGCCCAGCUGGAGAUCGGUGACUCUGAUGCAUCGAGAGAGCAGACAAAAUAAAUGGAAUUAUGCGCAUAGAUAGUGGGAGCGCAUAUGAAUGCUUGUUUUA
This is a messenger RNA of Anopheles funestus (African malaria mosquito), 975 nucleotides long. It is a transcript of the gene CRIF, whose product is annotated as growth arrest and DNA damage-inducible proteins-interacting protein 1. Gene Ontology annotation, cellular component: nucleus. The record is from RefSeq and is a predicted model, not a curated record. The transcript has 2 exons. The coding region runs from base 90 to 926 and encodes 278 amino acids. Lineage: Eukaryota; Metazoa; Arthropoda; Insecta; Diptera; Culicidae.